GGCGCGGGCCCGCCAUAUACAUUUUUUUUUUUUUUUUUUUUUUUUUUUUUUUUUUUAAUCACGCAUCUUGAGUUUGAUGUUGUAAGCCUCUUGGUGGUUGGAUGUUGAGACGCCCGGCUAAUUUCCACCAUGAAUAUGUUAAUGCCAAUUCGAUUGGUGUAUUAUGCGAAACAUUGUUAUAAUCGAAUAAGAAGAACUGCUGUGGCAUUAGUACGUUUGCAUAAAUCGACACAGCAAUUUCUACAACCUGCAAUUCUAUAGGUAACGGUGAUGUUGGCACCGCACGUUUUUCAUUUGCUGUUAAUGGUUUUCGUGAUGAUCCUGGAAAACAAUAG
Molecule: messenger RNA, 335 nt
Organism: Didymodactylos carnosus
Lineage: Eukaryota; Metazoa; Rotifera; Eurotatoria; Philodinida; Philodinidae
Source: the annotation of a GenBank genome assembly